Molecule: messenger RNA, 496 nt
Organism: Ambispora gerdemannii
Lineage: Eukaryota; Fungi; Glomeromycota; Glomeromycetes; Archaeosporales; Ambisporaceae
Source: the annotation of a GenBank genome assembly
AUUGAGAAAUAUGGCGACUGAUAAUAAUAAUAAUACUGCUGCUACUGAUCCUACUGAAAAAGCCACUUUUGCUGCUGGUUGUUUCUGGGGUGUCGAAAAAGUUUUCAGAAGAAACUUUGGGAAUAAUUCCGGAUUCGAUACACGUGUAUGCAGCGGCACAUCAAAUCACGCCGAAGCAGUACAAAUCAUAUUUAACCCAGAAAACACGCGCUACGAAACGCUAGUCGAAUUCUUUUACAAGAUCCACGACCCGACCACACAAAACCGUCAAGGCAACGACAUCGGCACACAAUAUCGGUCUGCGAUAUUUUAUCAUUCCUUGGAACAAAAAGAGAUCGCGGAACGAGUCACAAAGUAUGUGCAAGAGAAGUCGAAUAACGAUAAAGAUUUGUAUCAAAACCAAAAGAUCACUACUGAGAUUGUUGAUGCGGGAACAUUUUAUAAUGCUGAAGAUUAUCAUCAGGAUUAUUUGACGAAAAACCCACAUGGUUACGAG